CAGGCCAGUUUCGCGACGCCACCGCUGCCGCGGCAGCCGCGGUGCAUGCCGGUACUUGUAGUCGUCCGGGCGCACCAGCCAGCCGAAGUGCCUGAGCGUUCCCUUUUCGAUAGAUUUUUCGGUCGUGUGGAGCCGUCUUACGAUGGGAGGAUUUACGUGCUGUGUUCCUGGAUGCUACAACAACAGCACAAGGGAUAAAGGCUUGGGUUUCUACGUCUUUCCUAAAGAGCAAAAGCUUCGGGAGACGUGGAUUCAGCGUAUCAACAGGGCUGGACGGGGCGGCAGGUUCUCCAAGUUUACGCCUACCACGGGACACCGAGUAUGCGGUGCCCACUUCGAAGGAGGAAAAAAGACUUACAUGAACAGAGUGCCCACAAUCUUCCCGCUGAGACCGCAAAAGGUGGAAAGGAGGCGACCACUCAUAAGGACACAGCCGGAACUUCCCAACAGUCCAACUGUGGCACCCCAGCACGACCCAGAAGUCUCAGGCUCUGCCAUCACUAGUAGCAGCAGCGACAGUGAAGACACCGCACAGCAAAGCACUCUACUCAUGGACCAUGCCUACAGCAGCCAAGAGUCAAGCUAUGACCAGCUUGCCAAGAAAGUUGCUUGCCAAAAUAAUAUAAUAACUGAGCUAGCAGAAAAGGCUGAAGCUGCUUACGCGCAUGUUGAAGAGCUCAACCGCCAGCUAAAACGCUCUCAACAGGACCACGCUGAAGCAAAAAAGCUAUGUGACCGCCUUCAGCAGAAGAAUAGGUGCUUGCGGCUUGAGCUAUCCUGUAUGCAGAAGAAAGUCAAGAGGUGCAAGGCUGAAGCUACACAAAAGAUUGACAUCACGUAUGAAGCCCUUGUAGAAGAUGAAAAGAAGCUGCGGUACUACACUGGCUUUACAUCCAGAAAGUCCUUCGACAGUUUUUGGUCCCUACUUGAACCAGAUGCGAAAAAGCUGCGGUUCUGGCAGAUGAAGGAAACGGAGAACGAGGACCGGAACUUCAUCCUGCCUUUGAAGACACAGCUUGUGCUCGUCCUGAUGAGGCUACGGCUGGGCCUUGACGGCCUUGACCUUGCGUACAGGUUUGGCGUUUCUACGUCAACCGUUUCGAGGAUCUGGGUAACAUGGCUGGAUUUUUUGGACAACAGGCUUCGCCAGGUCCCAACUUGGAUGCCUCCCCACCUGUGCGACAAGUACAGGCCACAAGCUUUCACUGACAAGGGCUACACCACUGUUGACGGCAUCCUCGACUGCACCGAAAUUUUCAUCGAAACCCCCUCGUCAUUCCGUGUACAGAGUGAGACCUAUUCCUCGUACAAAAAGCACAAUACUGCAAAAGGGUUAGUUGUGUGCAGCCCGAACGGCUUUGUUAUGUUCGUGUCCGAUCUUUCUCCUGGGAGGCUGUCUGACAAGGCCCUAACAAAGGCUUCCGGUGUGUUGGAAAAGUUCUCACCAGGGCGAAGUUUGAUGGCUGAUAGGGGGUUCACCAUCGAAGAAGAGUGCAAGGAACUUUCACUGCACUUGAACAUUCCGCCAUUCAUGGAAGGACGGCCUCAACUGUCUGAAGCAGAUGAAACUGAGACAAGGCUUAUUGCCAGUGUGCGCAUACAUGUGGAAAGGGUCAUUCGGAGGAUAAAGACCUACAGAAUACUCUCACAGGUGUUUCCAAACAGCAUGUCUGGACAACUGAACAAGGUGUGGCAUGUUUGCGCACGCUUGACAAACUUUGUGGGUGAGCCAUUGCUGUGAGCAGAUGUGAGUGAAGUCUGCAUGUCUGCUGAUAGGCUGCGCCAGUUCGCUUGCACUACAUUUGACUACUUUUUUGGCCAUGCAACACAGCCAGAAAUGGGAAGGAUAUAGGCCAUUGUGCCUGUUCUAGGAACUGCUCACCGUCUCUCCAAGCUUUUUUAUUCACCUUAGCCCAAAACAAGGAACAACCCAAUCCCUUCAGGAGGGCACGUACGAAGAGCCGUAUCCUUCCCGUGCACAUUCAAGCAUCAUAAGAAAUGUCCCUGCCUAGGUUUUGUAUUCAGUUUAUUUGCUUUGUUUACUUGGUCAUUCCCUUAUUCUCUAAAUUUCUUGAGAACUACGUUUACUUGCACGAAAAGAUGUGUUGUCUGCAUUGACCCCCCUUUUCUUUUUUGUUGUCAUAACACAUUGCUACCUGUACUGUCAUGAACGUGCAUUAUGCAAUAGCCAUACUCUCUUCAUCUCUGUCACCAUUUCAAACAGCGGCACGUUUUGAUGCUUUCCAUUAAAAUCGAAGUGAACCCA
Messenger RNA from Rhipicephalus sanguineus (brown dog tick), 2266 nucleotides. RefSeq lists its product as uncharacterized. The transcript has 5 exons. Bases 143 to 1741 code for a protein of 532 amino acids. Lineage: Eukaryota; Metazoa; Arthropoda; Arachnida; Ixodida; Ixodidae. The record is from RefSeq and is a predicted model, not a curated record.